AUGAAAUCUAACCAAUAAAAUGAUAAAAUUUUAAAAUGUGCUCAUCCAGAGCAUUAAGAAGUUAUUUAGGUGAUUGUACUUGAUCCAACGUUAAUAAAAAACUAAAGACUUUUUUGUAAAACAUGUUUAGAAAACUUUGAGACCAAUCAUAAAACUAUUGGAUUUAAAAAAGUAAUGGGAAUGACUGAAGAAAAUUACAAAAAAAAAAGGUAAUUUAGAGAAAUAAUUUACAAUUAAAAAUUCAAAGAACUUGAAGAGUUGAAACAAAAAUUUAUAAAAUUAAAGAGCUAUAUAAACAGAAACUUAGAUGAAAUAAUAGAAAAUACAGAAAUUUGGAUGAAAGAUUUAACUAAUUAUAAAUUAUAAGAAUUUAAUUUUCAUAAUGAAAUAGAUUGGAUAAUUCAAUAUAAUUAACAAAUUGAAAUAGAGUAAUUAGCUUAAGAAGUUAAUCCUAUAAAUUACAAUCACAUUAAAAAAUUGAAUCAGAAAUUAGAAUAGUUUUCCUCAUUUAAAGAAUAUUCUAAUUGUAAAAAUAUAUUGAAUAACUUACAACCAAAAAAAAUAAAACAAUAAAGGCAAAUAAUAAUAUAAGAAGUAACAAAAAGGGAUUAAGUAAAAUAUAAGGAUUAACAUAAGAAUAGAGACAGAUAAAAAUCAUAACAAAAAGAUGAUAAACUAAAUACUCUUACAAGAAAAUAUUGA
Messenger RNA from Paramecium primaurelia, 702 nucleotides. The record is from the annotation of a GenBank genome assembly. Lineage: Eukaryota; Ciliophora; Oligohymenophorea; Peniculida; Parameciidae.